Triplophysa rosa is the source of this 1598-nucleotide messenger RNA. It is a transcript of the gene ifit8, whose product is annotated as interferon-induced protein with tetratricopeptide repeats 8. The record is from RefSeq and is a predicted model, not a curated record. Lineage: Eukaryota; Metazoa; Chordata; Actinopteri; Cypriniformes; Nemacheilidae. The transcript has 2 exons. Gene Ontology annotation, molecular function: protein binding. Bases 66 to 1370 code for a protein of 434 amino acids. Gene Ontology annotation, cellular component: cytosol. Gene Ontology annotation, biological process: defense response to virus.
GUGUGACAAUGUGACAAAUUCGGAGAGCACCCGAAGAGCCUGUGGUUCGAUCAUUUGCAGAAGACAUGUCGGAGGAGGAUCUUAAAAUAUUGUCCUGCCACUUUACUUGGGGCUUGGAAAAGGAAAAUGCUGAUCUUAAUUUCCUUGAUGUGAAAAUCUGUGAAAGACUAGCAGUGCAAUGUGAAUAUAAAGAAAAUGUACAACAAAGAGAAUACAACUUUUUGGCUUACAUCAAACAUCUACAAGGUGUUAAUGAUGAAGCACUAAAGAACUUGGAACUAGCAAUAAAGGAACACACGGGGGAUGAAAAAAAUUUGAUUGUGACGUAUGGAAACUUGGCCUGGCUGCACAGUGUCAUGGGAAAUGUAGCCGAAGCCAAAUCCUACGUAGAGAAAGUGAAAGAUAUUUUUAGAGCUUUUCCUACCCCAUCCCCAACAGAUCUUCACAGAGAGGUCCAAAGUGAAAAAGCCUGGUCGCUUCUUAAAUUCUCUAGAAAAUCCUACAUCAGAGCCAAGGAGAUAUUCUUUGAAGCACUACAGAAAGAUGCAGAUGACCAGGAAUGGAACACAGGCUUGGCCUUUGCUCUGUUCCGUCUGGAGGGACUGGAGGUUGGUGAGGUCAGGCGUGUACGUUUUGAAGAGUCUCCUGCAGUGGUCCAGUUGAAGAGAGCACUGAAGCUGCACCCAGACAAUGCAAUGAUUCACGUAUAUCUGGGACUCAAGUGCUACAAGAACACGAGAAACACUGAGGCGUGGGAAUACAUGAGAAAAGCACUUAAAAUGGCACCGGAUAACCUUGGUGUUGUUUUGCAUGUUGCCAAGUUCAUGAAGAAAGAGCAGUGCUAUGAUAUGGCCCUGGAAGUGUUGCUGCGAAUGCUGAGAAAAGCACCAGACUCGUCGCGUUUGCAUCACGAAAUUGCCAACAAUUAUCGCUGGAAAGCCAUGCAGAUGAAAGACACACACAAUCCACGGUUGCUCAGCCUUUGCAUUCAGCAUUUAGAGAAGGGUGCCAGUUUAAAUCCAGGCUUCAUAUACCCACAGUUGGAGCUAGCUCUAAGAUACGCAGAAGCAAAACAAUCGCAGAAGGCAGAACACAAGUUUCAGGAGCUGGUGGCCCUUCCUGACCUAAAGCCGGCUGAUCGUCAAGCAUGGCAUCGCAUGUAUGGAGAUUUCCAUCUUUACAGGUUGGGUUCAGAGGCAGCUGCAGUUGAGCAUUACAAACAAGGCAUGAUGCUGCGUCGGGUGUCUACUGAAUGGAACAUCUGCAAAAACAGACUGAAAAAAGUUCUUCAGCGUGACAGACGGGACACAUACCAAAUCAAGAAGUUCUUUGAUUCAUUAAAAACAGAGAACCUAUCAGCUGCUGAAUAAAAGAGGACGUAUUUUAUUGCAACAUACCUAAUUCGUUUUUAAAUGCUGUUCCCACUCAUGAAUUGCCCUUAACAGUAUACGAAUACAUCUAUUAUCUCAACUGUCUAUUGUCACUUGUGUAAUGAAGUUUGUUAAACAACUCUGUAACCAGCAUAAAGGAAAUGUUGAUUGAUGUUUAUAAUAUAUUAUAUUUAUGCUUAUUAUAAUAUACGUUUAUUCAAUAUAAAA